UAUGAAUAUGAGUAGACCUAGACCUCAUGCACUGCAUGAGGCAGCAACGUGUGGGCGCAGACUAUACCCUCAAGUAACUUGACCUACCCUUACCUGUCCUCUGCCGUGUUGGAUUUGAGAGUCUUGCAUAAUUCAACGACUCGAGUACAGUGUCCAGAUUAAUACCAAAAGCAAGAGGGUAGUGCAUAUGUCGAUGUUCAACGUACUCGUCGUUGGCCAAACUGGAUGCGGGAAGAGCUCGGUCGUGAACAUGCUCGCUGGAGAAAGCCGGGCACCCACAUCUCACGACCUCAGUCACUGUACUAAACACUGGGCUGAGUACGCAAUUCCAGUCGACGGCCAUUCAUUCCAGGUCUUUGAUACCAUCGGGUUUCUCGAACCCGGGCUGGAUACAAAAGGGUACACGGAAGCUAUCGCUGAUACAUACCUCGCGAUCGAUACUCUAAGGCAAAGAGGCGGCAUUGAUCUACUCCUUUAUUGCGUACGCGACGAAGAGAUCGAGAAGAUGAAGGGUCACUAUAGGUUGUUCCAUGAAGUGUUUUGCGAUGAAGAAGUUCCAGUCGCUCUUGUCGUCACAAGUCGUGGCAUAAGCCACAAAGUCUACAAGGCAAUCUUCCGCUCACACAAAAUCGCUUGUGUGGAUUACGUCUGCGCAAACAUAGCUAGCACGCCUGGACGUAGUAAUUCAGCUGCGGACACCGAAUCGCAGAAGGCGAUCAAGGAACUGCUAGUGAAGUGUUGCGAUGCGGGACCUAAUCCUAGGUCCACUCUGCAACAGCUAUGGCGACGAGUUCAGAAACUCGUUGGGACAGACCAGUCUCACCGAUCUCUCAAACGAAAUGAAGUAUCCGCGUUGCUCACGCGGCGUUGCAAGAUGCAACAGGAGGUGGUCGAGCAAUUGCUCACAGCCCUGAACCUCCAGUCGCCGUCAAGUCGGCUUCAUCGGGCACCCUACGCAGGCGGUAAAUCUGCAACUCGCAAUUUGCCUUCGUCGGAGAACGACGCUAGUACUCGAGAUGAACAAGUGUCGGAUGCUAGGCCGAGGUAAGCCUAUUAAUUGUUUGACGAGACUUGAACUUGAGCGUAUUGUGCAUUCCUUCCCUUCAGCUCUGCAUCUCAGUUACAUUCUGUUGUGGAUAGUACCUCUCUGCAUUCUCGCUCAGACAGCUGAUGCCUUUGCCGAGCACCAAUCUGUCAAAUAUAUGUGUACUUACGAGAUGAGAUGCUGAUACUUGACGAAAUACUUCAGCUAUACCAUAUGCUUCCCUCCUACAUGCUGUUCAAAUUCAGAAACAACGCGUUGAUGCAAUAAGGCGUUCCAGGACGACCUAAAUGCUUACCCAACACACUGC
This is a messenger RNA of Suillus plorans, 1352 nucleotides long. Its product is annotated as P-loop containing nucleoside triphosphate hydrolase protein. NCBI's taxonomy places the organism in Eukaryota, Fungi, Basidiomycota, Agaricomycetes, Boletales, Suillaceae. The coding region runs from base 188 to 1048 and encodes 286 amino acids. The record is from RefSeq and is a predicted model, not a curated record. Gene Ontology annotation, cellular component: mitochondrion; cytoplasm. Gene Ontology annotation, biological process: tRNA methylation; tRNA wobble uridine modification. Gene Ontology annotation, molecular function: GTP binding. The transcript has 4 exons.